This is a messenger RNA of Sphaeroforma arctica JP610, 1777 nucleotides long. RefSeq lists its product as hypothetical. The transcript is spliced from 5 exons. Bases 110 to 1522 code for a protein of 470 amino acids. Gene Ontology annotation, cellular component: cytoplasm. Gene Ontology annotation, molecular function: G-protein alpha-subunit binding; guanyl-nucleotide exchange factor activity. Lineage: Eukaryota; Ichthyosporea; Ichthyophonida. The record is from RefSeq and is a predicted model, not a curated record. Gene Ontology annotation, biological process: G protein-coupled receptor signaling pathway.
AGGCUGGGACAACGACGGCUUCAGCGGGUAUGCGCUGCUAGCUCUGCGGUUACUGAGUAGGGAAAGGAAAGGCCUGAAGCAACUGCACGAUAAACAGUCUCUGCAAAUCAUGCUAAGGUGCGCUUGCCAACAGCUAGAGGCCACCGAGCAUUCAGUCCGAGCCGACGAAGAAGGUAUCAAGUGUCUAGUAAACGCCACACACAGCAAUCCCGCACAACAAGAUAUGUUCAUAGAGCUUGAUGGCCCCAUAACGAUACUAAAACAAGCGCACGAGACAGUGUUGGGCUCACCUACGCCCACACACGCACACGCGUAUGUGUGGUAUGCGCUCAGACUGCUGUUCGUGGGUGUGGCCACAACGCCAGCAGCGAUGAAGCAACUGGUUGAGAAUGGCGGCGAGCGGUUGUGUGUGGAGAUGUUUGAGGUUGUGGUGGGACUGAGGCCGCAGAACUCGGGUACCUCUGAAGAUGCUACAAGAGAAUUCGAACCACCCAAUGCGGCGCAAAAUGUGGUCACAGAACUGUCGAACAUACUGUUUAGUGUCACCGGCCGAUUUAGCCAAUUCCGCGCAAAGAAAACCAGUGAUCCCGAUCUCACGCCGGAAGAGAAGGCAAUGUUCACAAGACUCAUGGCGUGUGUGUACGUACACCUUAGCACAGCGUAUGAGAACCAAUUGGCAGCAGCCGCACAGAGCACCCGCCCCAAGGGAGACACUACGGCCAGCAGUGUACACACGAAGAGGCACGCCUACGCCAAGGGAUAUGCGGAGCCAGUAUCUCUGGCGUGUAACUCGGUGCACAGUGCAUUCUCGGUGCUGUACAACACGCCUGACGGUGUGGAGAGUGCUAUCCUUGAAGUGGCGAGGCAGCAUGGCCCCGAAGGGGAUGGGGAUGGAGAGGGGGGUGCUGUGGCUGAAGGGGUGGACAAGAUCAGCAUCAGUUCUGAUCCGAACUCUGAAGCCGACGGAUUUGGUUCUGAUACGAACGUCACUAGAAAUGUGAAGGGUAAAGAGCCGAGCGAACCAGAUACACAAGCCAUCGACAUGUGGGUGGCGUAUAUAUACUCCACGGCCAAGGCGAAUCAACAACACCAACUGCUGCCGAUGCUGUCUGUGACACGCUUAUAUGCGCACAAAGUACCAGUCAUACGGAGACAUCUGAGAGCAAAGAUACUCCCCAGGCGUACACGGGAGGACUGUGCACUGAGACCUGAGCAGGAGGACACGGUGAGAGGCAGCCUGGUGAAGCUGAUGACUUCGAUCCACAUGAAUGUGAAGGACCUGGUAGCCGACAUGUUAUAUGUACUGUGCAAAGAAGAUAUGAAUAGACUCAUUAGACACACCGGAUACGGCAAUGCGGCUGGCCUGCUCGCCAGGUGGGUCGCAGUCUACAGUUGUUGUUUGAUUUGCCUGUCGUCUUGGGUCUUGGGUUCAGUGAGUACAUGUCAGAGGUUCUUGAAACAUGCGCACCCUAUAUUGCCGUGUUGCGGCUGUCGAGACGUGAUAAGCACGACGGCAGCUUGAUUACAGUGAGUUCUUGGUCCCUUUACGCUUUCACAUCCGUAUUUCGAAGUCAACCUAACCUUGUAUGUUAUUUCGUAUACCAGUAUCCCAUACGCCUAUGAGUGUUAUAUAUCAGAAAAUGUCAGACCGAAUAUCGGAAUAAUCAAUCACCUUAGGUUUUUUUAGCGAUCACCCGUCUGAAAGGUUGCUCGGACAUUCGAGCAUAAAUAAUCUUGAAGACUUGAAUAACAGUACUUUAGCAAAUUAUCCCGUUUG